AUGGAGUCCGAAAUCCAGGCGCGCAUACCCGGCAUUGAUCAUGUGAUAUCAGAGUACUCCGUGGGCUAUCUGACACACGCUUCCAAAGCGUAUGUCGAAGACGCUGACCUCGUGGAUCAGUCGCCGCUGUCAGAGGCUGCUGACACCGUGACGUCGCUGCUCUUGUCCGCCUCCGGUGACUUUAGCCCCGAGAAUGAGGCCGCCAUCAGGAAUCUGGUCGAGAAGUUCAUCUCCGCCUUGAGCUCCGCCAAUGGCGUCGACGCGGAGCGCCGGCAGAUGCCCUUUGCGGCAAAGAAGCUGGACCAGACCAUCCAUGUAGGCUCUCAGCGCAAUAUUUCUUCCACCCUGGGCCUCUCGGGCGUCUCCAUAGACCUCGAGGCGGCUGCAACUCGAAAAGUCGAGUCUCGGGUGGACAAGAAGAAGCUUGAAAAAGCCGAAAAAAAAAUUCGAGCCAAGCAAGACAAGAAGAUUAUGAAAAAUGUUGAGUACGAAGCGUCGAAGUUACUCAAUGAGCCUGACAGUACACAAUCGUAUGAAGAGUUCUUCAUGGCUGUAAACCCCUUGCAACUGGGGUCGGAUUCCCAGACGAAGAGCAAGGACGUCAAGGUCGAUGGAAUCGACAUCUCUAUUGCGGGAAAUCGUAUAUUGACAGAUACGUCCCUUACUUUGGCAUAUGGACGACGCUACGGCCUGGUUGGUCAAAACGGUAUUGGAAAAAGUACACUUCUACGUGCGCUUAGCAAGCGAGAAGUCGCCAUUCCAACAUAUAUUUCAAUUCUUCACGUGGAACAGGAGAUCAAAGGUGACGAUACUCCAGCUUUGCAGGCUGUUCUUGACGCCGAUGUCUGGCGAAAGCGCCUUUUAGCGGAUCAAGAUAAAAUAUCGGCCCAAUUGGCUUCUAUUGAUACCGAAAGGUCGACCAUGGCUGAUACAUCGAAGGAUGCCCUACGGUUGGAUCAGGAAAGAGAAGCUCUGGAUGUCACUCUAGCGGAUGUCCAUGCCAAGCUGGCAGAGAUGGAAUCUGACAAGGCUGAGCCCCGCGCAGCGAGUAUCCUCGCUGGCUUAGGCUUUUCCCCGGAGCGGCAGCAGUAUGCGACAAAGACAUUCUCUGGUGGUUGGCGUAUGCGAUUGGCAUUGGCUCGUGCUCUAUUUUGCGAACCCGAUCUUUUGCUUCUGGACGAACCUUCGAACAUGUUGGAUGUGCCAUCCAUCACGUUCUUGUCUAAUUACCUACAAACUUACCCAAGCACCGUUUUGGUUGUGUCUCACGACAGAGCAUUCCUCAACGAAGUUGCCACGGACAUCAUUCACCAACACUCGGAGAGAUUGGAUUACUAUCGGGGCGCUAACUUUGAUUCGUUCUAUGCCACGAAGGAAGAACGAAAGAAGAAUGCGAAACGGGAGUAUGAAAAUCAGAUGGCUCAACGAGCGCAUCUCCAAGGCAUAUAUAAUGCCGCCAAAGCUUCGGAAGCUCAGUCAAGAAUCAAAAAACUUGAACGAAUGCCUGUGCUCACUCCCCCUGAGAGUGAAUAUGUUGUCCAUUUCAAGUUUCCAGAUGUUGAAAAAUUAUCGCCCCCAAUCGUGCAAAUGACCGAUGUUACAUUCGGUUACAUGCCGGAUAAGAUAUUGUUACGGAACGUUGAUCUUGACGUACAGUUGGAUUCUAGGAUUGGUAUUGUUGGGCCAAACGGUGCCGGUAAAACCACUGUUUUAAAACUCCUUACCAGCCAACUUCAGCCUUCCUCUGGCCUUAUUUCUCAGCACCCCAGACUUCGUAUUGGCUUUUUCGCCCAGCACCAUGUCGAUGCACUAGACAUGAAUACAAGUGCUGUUGGUUUUAUGGCGAAAACUUACCCUGGGAAAACAGAGGAGGAAUAUAGACGCCAUCUCGGAGCCUUCGGUAUUACCGGUAUGACUGGCCUUCAAAAACUUGAACUAUUGUCUGGUGGUCAAAAAUCCCGAGUGGCUUUUGCGUGCAUCUCGCUAACCAACCCCCACAUUCUUGUCCUUGAUGAACCGUCCAAUCAUCUCGAUAUUGAAGCAAUGGACGCCCUCUCGGAAGCCCUUCAAAACUUCCAGGGAGGCGUAUUAAUUGUAUCUCACGACGUGACGCUUCUUCAAAAUGUUUGCACGAGUUUGUGGGUUUGCGACAAUGGAACAGUAGAGAAAUUCCCUGGUGAUGUUAAUGCCUAUAAGAAGAGAAUUUCUGAACAGGCCAACGCAGCAGGGGUAGUCGCGGCGCAUUGA
Molecule: messenger RNA, 2247 nt
Organism: Ophidiomyces ophidiicola
Lineage: Eukaryota; Fungi; Ascomycota; Eurotiomycetes; Onygenales; Onygenaceae
Gene: GCN20
Product: ATP-binding cassette, regulator of translational elongation
Exons: 8
Coding region: 1-2247 (748 amino acids)
Molecular function (GO): ATP hydrolysis activity; ATP binding
Source: RefSeq, a predicted model, not a curated record